AAGCAGGUUCGACUUCCCAAUACACGCAGUUCUUGUUCGGACCAGGUUCGACUUCCCAGUACACGCAGUUCAUCUCAGACCAGAUCGGGAUUCGUAUGACAGUUUCUGCGACAGCAUCGAGCAGUUGUGCGUGCCCGUGCAAGUGUCCGCUGGACCUCCUCGUGGAACGGUGCGCCGCGGCCCUCGAUGGCUCGCACAGUAGACGGGUCGUGAUGGCUGCCUCGGUCGUCAACGCUUCUGACUUCGUGCUGGUCCUCUUCCCCGAUUGCGAGCAGCUCUGCGCGAGUGCUCGUGCUGCUCGGGAGGUCUCGACUCCCUCCGACACUCAGCAGUGGGACGACUUGCUUUUGGACAGACGGGCGCUGGAGGAAGAUCCAGCUACUGCAGCGGAGCCGCGAAGAAAGAGCGUCGGCCUCGUGGUGUACGUCGUUGGUGACACGACGGCGACGGCGGACGAGGAGGACGGGCCACGACGCGGCGGCGACGGCGACGACUGCCGCUUCCACGGCGGCCUCUGCGCCCAGGAGGGCCUCAGCCGGCAGGGGCACUCCCAUCUCAUUACUGGAGACUCUUCUGUGCAACAGCUGAUCGACGCUCAGAACAACACGAUUGCUUUGUUGAUCCAGGAGCUGGAGCAGCUGAGGACGGUGGCCCUUCCUAAUAUCUCUUUUUCGGUGCUGCAGGCCUACGUGGAUGACAAAACUGCUGCAGUGUCGGCGCAGGUCACCCAGCUGCAAGCUGAACUCGCCAGAGCGGUCGAGGCUUCGCUCAGCCGUCGGCUGCCGCCUAAGCUCGAGGAAAUGAAGUCACACAUUCUGGACGCUGCCAGCCUAUCUUUGCAGUCUCCUUUGGACACUCUGAAGCAGGAGCUGUGCGACAGUUUCACGACUCAUCAGCGAUCUCUGGGCGACCAAUGUCUGUCUGCUGUGAGUGCCGCUUCUGCGAAGAUUCUAGACACACUGGAGAGGAAGGUCCAGGCUCUUGAGACCAAAUUUGGGAAUGUGGCGCCUCAAGUUCCCUGGAGUGACCGGGUCAAGGGCGAUGGCCCCGUGUCCCUUCCCGAGUGCCAGGGCGACCAUUUCCAGGUGGGUGACUUGGUGCGCCCGCACAGCCUCGCUACGUCGGCUCUGAAUGGGCUGGUGGGCUGCGUCCGUGGCUUCGUCGGAGAGAGGGUUCAGGUGGAGUUCUUAGGUAUCGACGGCUGCAAGCUGAUUAAACCAGCCUUCCUGGUCGCAGAUUCGGGCUGGCCAGCCGAGGCCGCACACAAGAAGGCUGCCCCACUGUGGCUGGCGCCCGCCGGGGCAGGUGCGGAGCACAGCUUUUCCAGCCCGACGUCGCCGCUGCAUCGCUGCGGCGCGGCGCAGGGGGCCUCCAGCGCCAGAAAGGUGAGCUUCGGCGCGGCGCCCACCGGCACCGCCCCCGAGGACGACGAGCCCAAGGACGCCGUCGCGCUCUCGGGCGCCGGCGAGCCGGAGGACCUGGAGGACGAAGACGUGCUGGCGCCGUUGGGCAUGCCGAGGCAGACCAGCAGCACCGGCAUGCGGCGCAGCUGCAGCCGCCAUCUGGUCACGGACGAGCUAGGGCUGCUGAACGCCAACAUGAGCCGCACCCCCAGCAUGAUGCUCAUCGACAUCGCGCAGCUGGACCAGGACUGCCACGACCACGAAGCCGAGCUUGAGCAGCUCCAGGAGCAGGAGAAAGAGCGCCAGAGGCUGAACGUCCUGCAGCGGCGACUGAACAGCGGGUGCCUGUUGGAGGCUAUGGCGGAAAUCACUAACUUCGCCGACAAGUCCAACAUCGUCUUGUUGCAAGGGUUCAACUGGGAGAGCUGGCGCGCCGGCAGCGGGGACUGGUACGGCGUCGUGGAGUCGAAGGUGGGUAUCCUCGAGGAGAUGGGCGUCACCGACAUCUGGCUGCCGCCACCCUCGCAGUCGGUGGCGCCCCAGGGCUACCUCCCCUCGCGGCUCUUCGACCUGGACGGCAGCAAGUACGGCACGCAGGCGUCCCUAGAGGGCCUGAUCACGAAGCUGCACCAGGCUGGGAUUCGUGCUGUCGCUGAUAUUGUUGUGAACCAUCGAUGUGGUGACAAGCAAGACAGCGAGGGGCGCUGGAACCAGUUCUCGUCGGGCAUGACCAAGAGGCAGAGCUUCGUCGGCGUCAUGGACUGGGGCGGCUGGGCCAUCACGCUUGGCGACCAGUUCUCUGACGGCUCGGGCCAGAACGCUCCGGGUGCUUACGACGGGAAGUUCGACGCCGCACCCGACAUUGAUCAUCGCAACAAGCACGUGCAGGACGGCAUCAGCAUAUGGCUGCGGUGGCUGCGGCUGCAGGUCGGCUUCGACGCCUGGCGGUUCGACUUCGUCAAGGGAUACUCGGCCGAGUUCGUGGGGCAGUACUGCAAGAGAAGCAAUCCAGCGUGGGCCGUCGGCGAGCUGUGGGGCGACAUGGCGUACGACGAGAGCGGGCUGAAGCCGAAUCAGGACAAGCACAGGCAGGACCUCGUGAACUGGAUCAACGCGACCGACAAGAGGG
Prorocentrum cordatum is the source of this 2532-nucleotide messenger RNA. Lineage: Eukaryota; Dinophyceae; Prorocentrales; Prorocentraceae. The record is from the annotation of a GenBank genome assembly.